GAUUAGAGAGGUGAAUCACUGAAGGGAAAAUAAUAAUAAUAAUAGUUCAUUGUGUUGAGCAGAUUGAUAACUCAAAUUUCAAGAAGAUGUCAACUCCAGUAGAAUUAUUAGCUUUUAAAAAUCCAGCCUGUAAGGAAGCAAUAAGGGAGCUCUCGAAAAGGUGGGCAGAGAGAACAAAGAAAUUGGCUACUAAGUGGCCGGCAGAGGGAACAUUUGAUGUGGCAAUGUGUAAAGAAAUGGAGGGCCUGUUAAAAAAUUACAAGACCAAUGACAAAUCCAAAAAGAGAAAUGAAAAAAGAGAACAAGAAUUAGGGGUACUGACCCUGUUCAAACAACAUGGAAUUCAAUUAUUAAAAUUGGAGAAACAAGAAAGAGAGAAUAAAAAGAAUGAAAUAAAAGAAGAAAGGCCGCCUCCAUAUGCUCCUUCCUGCGAUCAAGCUGUUAAUCAGAUGCCUUUACAGGGCAGGGAAAAAUAGAUUUAAAGGGGGCAGUAGAAUUUGAGGGCUAUGUACAAGAUGUAAAUACAGCUGUUGAAAUAGAUGAGCAGAUCUGCAGAAGUGAAUUGAGGGGAAUGGCAGACAACAGGGGAGAGAGAGACACACACACAGCCACAAGGGAGAGGCUGGAGCUACAAGAGGAGGGGCUGAGAACAUCAACACCAAAGACUCAAGCAAAACACAGAGAACGAGAGAGAACAGCCCACAGGGUGGAGCCAAGGAUUGAAAGAUUGAAAGAGGAGGGGCCAAGAACUACAGAGAGGAGGAGAGAACAGGUGAGCCACUUGCAUAUCAUAGUCUUUCAGCAAUACUCAAAGAAAUGGGAGACCGCCACAAACACCAGACAUCAGCUAGUGGGGACAUGCAGGACUAUCAAGCAGAGGGACUUUUUGAAGAUACACCUGAAGGAACAGUGACAUCUGCUGACUCCGUCCAGGAAGCACUGGAUGAGAUGGAGGAUAGGUGCAACAGAACAAGAGAUAAUCUCAAACAAGCUGUCCACAUGACAAGAGAAGAUUUCACACAGGCUGUAGACGAAUUGCACCAGGAGCUGGAUGGACUGUUGAGUAAACAUGAACCAAGACAACCAUACCCAAGACCACAUAAAUAUGUCCAGCAGAAACAAUACAAGCAAGUAGCUGGGACACUGGUCAUGCAAGACAUAGAGGAUCCAGAAGACCAGUUUCAAGUUCUUCAAGCACAAAGACGAGGAGGAGGAGAAGAACACAGAUCAACGAGGAUAACAAGAAGUACAACAAGAAGACAACUGGCCCCAAGAUUUGAGUGUCCAAUCCUCAUCAAGCAAGGUUAUGCUCAAUACACACCUUGGGCAAGUCAAGAUCUGGACACUUUGGUUUCCCGUCUUCCAGACAUUCAUGAAGGUGCUGGAAAGUGGAUAAGAACAUUUGAAGAAGAGACAACUGGAAAGCUUCUGGCCCUGGGUGACAUCAAAGCUCUACUUGCCAAAUGCCUGGGGGCCUCCAAAAUGAAUGAUGUACUCAAACAGUCUGGCCUCCUUCGAGCUGUGGACAGACCUCAAGAAGAUGCAACUUCUUUUGACAAACAUCGAUGUGACAUUUGGAUAACUCUGAGAGCUGAGUACCCAAUGCAAACUGAUCCAGGUUUCCUGAAAGGAGAGCCAAUUGGGGAGACUGAGAAUCCCACCACCUACAUUCAGAGACAAAUAAGACGUUGGAAAGAAGAACUGGAAAGAGAUCCAGAGCAAGACAAAAUACUGACAGCACUCUUCAGGACUGCCAUUGUGGAAGCCAUGCCUACAACAGUGAAAGUGAAGCUGGAGGAUGUGGUAGGUCUGAAUUCCAAAUCACACAAAGAAUUCAGAGACCAUGUGGUUCAUGCGGUGGAACAAUAUAGAAAACAAGAGCUAAAGAUAAAAACCCAAGAAAAAGAGUUGCAAAGAAAAUUGACUCAGAUGCAGCUUGAGGAACUGCUCAACAGAAAGAAGAAAAUUCAAGCAGUCCAGAAGGAAGAUCACUCAGCAGUGAUGGCACCCGUCAACACUGAAGUGUUUGUUAAUCCACCUGCAACAAUGAAUGUGCCUGCACCAACAAAUCAGAUUGCAACAGCACAGGCACCACCUGCUGGAACAGCCACUGCACCACAAGGACCAGCACCAGUUGUCAUCUAUCUCAAGUCAGAGCAGCCAAACAACAGAGGCUGGAACAGACAACAACAAGGGCGAGGCAGAGGAAGAUUUAACAACAAUCAGCAAAAAUUUGGUGGCCCACCAGGAGUGUGUUGGGGAUGCAAUCAGCCUGGACACGCCAGAAGAGAUUGUCCCAUCAAUCCUUGGCCACAGGACCACCCAAUGGCCCCAGGAGUCAACUAUGGACAACAACAAGUGCAACCACAAACUCUAGGUCCUGUCAACCCAUGGCGUGGACCUGACCAAGGUUAUUAGGGCUGCCCAGAGAAUCUUACAGGGAGGAAUCAGCUUCCAAUGAUAUCAUGUGAUGCUGAUCAAGAACCAAUGCUGCAAGCUAAUAACGAAGGAAAAAACAAAUCACUCUCAUGCUUGACACAGGGGCGACACACUCGUGUUUAAAUCCAAGAUAUGCCUCGCACCUCCCCAUGUCUGGAAAAUAUAUAAAGACAGUAGGAUUCUCGGGAACAACUCAGUUACUUCCUAUGACAGCCCCUGUGAGUAUAAGCCUGAAAAACACUGAAAUAAGAAUACCAGUCUUAGUCUCAGAACACACACCUGUCAAUUUGUUGGGUAGGGAUGCCAUAUGUAAAUUAAAAAUGCAGAUAUGGUGUACACCAGAGGGAAUUUAUAUAGAUGAUAGGGCAAUGAGACAAAUGAAUGUCUCAACAUUACAACAAACACAAGAACCAUGUGCUAACAUGUAUUGGUUAGGUGAUCUAAAAGAAGAUGUAGAAAAAACACUUAGCAAAUGGGCAAGAUAUAUAAGGGAACAGCUUUGUGAACCAAGUCUACCAAAAACUGAAUUUCAUUGUACUAUGAAGUAUGAUGAAAACAAAGAUCCAGAUUUUGAAAAAAGAUGGCUAAAAGACACAAAAGGAUUGAAAAUCCCCAUGAUAUCACAAAGCAUAAUAAUAGGACCCAAAGGUGUAGCUCUGCAGAUAGAUAGGGAAAAAUUCAUAGAUGACUGGUUUGCAGUACCAAACUCAGUGCCUCAUGUUACAUUAUAUGUAAAUAAAGACUGUGUCUCUAAAGACUUAGGCCCCACGAUGAAACAAGCAGAAAAAAGCAAUUGGGAAGCCACAGAAAAUCCUCUAAUUUUCCAAUCAGCAGACAAAGAAUAUCUUAAGAUUUUGUGUGCUACUCCAAUGAUAAGUGUCCCCAGAAUGGUCAUAAACACAAGAGUUGAGCCAAAAGUUAAAGAACAUCAACCAAA
Sinocyclocheilus anshuiensis is the source of this 3376-nucleotide messenger RNA. RefSeq lists its product as uncharacterized. NCBI's taxonomy places the organism in Eukaryota, Metazoa, Chordata, Actinopteri, Cypriniformes, Cyprinidae. The transcript has 3 exons. Gene Ontology annotation, molecular function: zinc ion binding; nucleic acid binding. Bases 817 to 2418 code for a protein of 533 amino acids. The record is from RefSeq and is a predicted model, not a curated record.